This is a messenger RNA of Aspergillus vadensis CBS 113365, 596 nucleotides long. RefSeq lists its product as uncharacterized. Bases 78 to 419 code for a protein of 113 amino acids. Lineage: Eukaryota; Fungi; Ascomycota; Eurotiomycetes; Eurotiales; Aspergillaceae. The transcript has a single exon. The record is from RefSeq and is a predicted model, not a curated record. Gene Ontology annotation, molecular function: oxidoreductase activity.
CCACCAACCCUGCGUACCAUCUGCCUCCAUUCAUACCAUCACUUGAAUGAGUCCUUGGCCAGUCAGCCAUCGAAACAAUGGUGUAUACCGUGACCGUCCUCUAUCCCAACGAAGCCGAUGCAAAGUACGACCUUGAGUACUAUCUCUCGCAUCAUUUGCCUCUUGUCGAUCGACUUUGGAGAAAAUAUGGCUUACAUGGCUGGACUGUCGUGAAGUAUGGUCCGGGUGUCACUGAAGACCGAAUUCCUUACUCCUUCGGAUGUGUGCUCUUCUAUGAGAACGACCAUGCAGCGAAGCAGGCAUUCCAAGGCCCUGAAGCUGCCGAGGUACUGGGGGAUAUUUCAAAGUUCAGUAACAAGCAGCCGUUGUUUUUGUAUGGUGAGAGAAUUAGCACGGGAGGUUCAGUUGGCCGAGUUUGAUAUGUUCUGUGUUGGGCAUGCAAAAGAAGCUAUGGUGCUCCGUCUGGGACGGAAGACAUGUAUGUAAACCAUAUUGAGAGAUUCUCGACGCUGAUGGAACGAUGCUUAACGCGACAGCCUUUAUGGGUAUCGAUCAUAUGAGGAAUUGAGUGUAAUGUUAUUCCAUCUCUAUCCAGG